AAAAUCUAUGCUAUCUCUUUCCCUUCUUUAAUGCCUUUAGUAGGGUCCUUUUCUCUCCACGCUCUCUCAUUCUCCCACCCACCCACCGCUACAAAACGCCAUAAAACCACACAGCACCCUUCUUCCCACUUCAUUUCCACGAUGGACUCUUCACCAAAUAGAACCAGUUGCUGCAAUUCACCCGAAUUCGAGUUCUGGAUGCUCCAAAACCCUUCUUUUCCUCAACCCAACCUUCUCUCCGCCGACGAACUCUUCGUCGACGGCUUCCUCCUCCCUCUUCACCUCCUCCCUAACAAACCACACCCUCCCCAAGCCUCCAACUUUAUAACUCCGAUCCACGAACCCGAACCUUCGCCAAGCAUAACCGAAUCCACCUCCACCACCACGUUCUCCUCGUCGAAACGGUGGAAGGACAUUUUCAAAAAGAGUGAUAAGAAAAACGCAGAGACCAACAACAACGAAGAGAAAGAGAAAGCAAAGAAGAAAGAGAGAAAAAGUGCAAGUGGAGCGAGUUCUGCGGAAUUGAACAUCAAUAUAUGGCCCUUCUCGAGAAGCAGGUCCGCGGGAAACGCGGGUACCCGACCCAAGCUGUUCGCCGGAGCUCCGCCGACCCGGAAGGUUAACAGCGCGCCGUGCUCCCGGAGCAACUCCGCCGGCGAGUCGAAGUCCAGAAAGUGGCCCAGCAGUCCGGGCCGGGCCGGAGUCCACGUGGGCCGGAGCAGCCCGGUUUGGCAGGUUCGCCGGAAGAACUCCAACGAGCCUCCUCAGAAGCCCAAAGCUCGCCGGAGCAAAGUCACCGCCGGAGGAGGAACCGCCAGGGUUUUGAAUCUGAACGUUCCCAUGUGCAUUGGCUACAGACACCACCUAAGCUGCAGAAGCGACGAGAACAGCGCCGCCGCCGUCACCAACGGUAACAGUAAUAAUAAUUCUACUACUAAUAAUAAUAACAGUGGCGGCAAUGAUGGAGGAAGUGGGGGUAACAUUUUUAACCUACGCAACCUCUUCACCAAAAAAUGCGCAGUAACUUCUCACUAGUGUUACUUUUUUAACUUGUAUAAUUAUUUUUGACUUUUUUUUUGUUGGGGGUUUAGAAUUUUGAUUUUCGUAUACGGAAAGCUAUAGUUUCACUUUUGAUUUGUGACUUUGUAUGUAACCAAAAAGGUAUCUCUUUCUGACUUACAGAGAUUAGGACUUGAAACUAGAUUCCUUCAUGUCAUCUGAACUGCUUUGUACUCCUCCUCGUGUAAUCUGAACUGCUUUAUCAGAAUGUAUUUAUUGUUUAAUAUUAUAUUAUUAUUAUUUAAGUUCGGUUCGGACUUUC
Molecule: messenger RNA, 1321 nt
Organism: Glycine soja
Lineage: Eukaryota; Viridiplantae; Streptophyta; Magnoliopsida; Fabales; Fabaceae
Exons: 1
Coding region: 31-1035 (334 amino acids)
Source: RefSeq, a predicted model, not a curated record